Messenger RNA from Paramecium octaurelia, 2982 nucleotides. The record is from the annotation of a GenBank genome assembly. Lineage: Eukaryota; Ciliophora; Oligohymenophorea; Peniculida; Parameciidae.
AUGAAUACAUUUAGUCGAUCUCCAUUAGAACCAGUCACUUAAAAUAAAGAAUAUUUUACAUCCCAAUCUUCUUCAAAGGUGAUCACAAGUACGAUCAGAUAGUGCACUUCAGUGACACAAAAUUUAGGAGCCUCUCAAAUGAAAAGAUCAAUGUAAUUAAUGUGUUUAUCAAAAUUAGGUCUGGAAAUAAUAUCUAUUCCUCUUAAAUUAAUAACCCUCCUCCAGCCAGAUAAUAAUUAGGGAAAAACCUUGAUAUCGUUUGUUUCUUGAUGGCUUGCGAGGUUGAAAGAUUUGUGGCUGAAAAUGAUAAACUCAAAUAUAGAAUAAAGGAGAUGGAUGACAAAUUGCUUGAUAGAAAUAGUUAUGAAAAACAAAUAGAAGAUUUGCAAGCCAGACUUAUGUAGAUGCAAUAUUAGGAGAGUAUGUACAGGUAUAUCAGUAAAUCAUGAUUUAAGAUAAGAGGUCGAGAUUACUACUUCUUAGUACACAGAAGAGAUUGAGAAUUGGAAAAUCAGAUUUUUUAAUAAUGAGGAAAAAUACAGAAAUGAAAAUGAAUAAUUGAAACAAUAACUAUUAGUUGGAAAUUCAAAAUAAUAAAAAGAAAUAGAGGAACUAAAGAAUCAAUUAUUCACUUAGAAAUAGAUGAAUGUAAAUAAGUGAUUAAAUAUCUCUAGGAAAAUGAAUUAUCUAAACUUAGAGAAUAAUUGUUGAGUAAAUAAUAGGCAGUAGAGUAUUAUUAAGUAGAAUUGAAUUAAUAUGAGGCUGAAUUUUAAUAAUACAAAUAACAGGAGGAAAAAAUAGUGUAGUUGGAGAAUAAAAUUGGUAUGUUAGUUUGUGAAACUGAGAGAUUGAACAAUUUAUUGAAAUAAAAGUUGGAGGAAUUGGAAAUGAACAAAGCACGUUAUAAUCAUAUGGCUUAAGAAGCAGAAAAGGGGAAAUCUGAAUUAAGAUAGUUGUAAAAUUAAUUUGAUAAAAAGUAAAAAGAUUAUGACUAACUCAAUUAAGCAUACGUGAUGACUUAAAAUGAAUUAAUUAAAUAUAAGGACUAAGAUUAAAUCAUAGAUUAAAUGUAAAAUAAAAUAAGUCUCUUGUAAGGUGAAAUAGAUAGAUUAAAUUAAGUAUUGAGAGAAAAGAUAAAGUAAGGAGAAGAAUGGAGAUAGAAGUAUUUUGAUUCAGAUAAUCAAUGUAAAGAAAUGAAAUAGAAGUUAAAUAAAUUAGAUUAAUUGUAAUUGCAAUUAAAAGAUCAAGUUGAUAUGUUUUAACAGUUGAGUAACAACCUUGAAGAUUAAAAGAUGAAAAACUAUUAAUUGCAAUAAUCAAACCAUAAUUUAGAACAAGGAAAUUAAGAUCUAAUUAGUAGAAUUGAAUUGUUAACAUCUGAAAUAGAAAGACUUAAUAAUAUUUUAAGAUAGAAAAUUCACGAACUAGAAGAAUGGAAACAAAAGUGCUAACAUUAUGAAUAAGAAUUCAAAAAUAAAUCAAUUUAAUACAAUGAUAUCAAAAAUAAAUUAAGUUGUUUGACAUAAGAAAUUGAUAGAAUGUAAGAAUAAUUGAGAUAGAAAUAAUUAGAGUUAUAAAAUUUAUAAUUGAAUUAAAAUUAGUUAUAAAAGGAAAUUAAUAAUUAAGAAUAAAUUAAUUAAUCUUUAUAAAAGUAGAUUGAAGAAUGGAAGAGAAAAUAUAAUAAUUUAGAAUAUGAUUUAUAAGAGUCAUUAAUGAAGAAUAAGAAAUUGGUUGAAUAUGAGAAUACUAUAGCCAUGAUUUCAUAAGAACUGGAAAGAUAGAAGACGUUAUUUUCAUAGAAAUCAUAAGAAUUUGAUGAAUAAAGGAGAUAGAUGAUGAAUGAUAUCUAAAAACUGAAAUAAAGUAUGGGAUUGAAAUCAACAGAAGCAGAAGAGUGGAUGUCUAAGUAUAGAAGAUUAGAAUAGGCUUACUCUGAAUUGAGUUAGACUAAUAGAAUAGUUGAGGAUAAGUGGAAGUAAUCAUUAAUAAGAAUUAUAUUGCAUUGUUCUGAAAUUGAUAGAUUGACAUAAGUUUAAGCUGAGAUUUUCGAUGAAAAUGAAUAAUUGACUAAUCAAAUAUCACAUUAUCAAAGUUAAUUGAAAAUUAAAGAUGAUUAAUUAUAUAAAGCAUUGGAUAGAAAUAAUUUAUUACAAAAAUUAUAGGAUGAAGAGAAGGCCAAAAGACUGGGAUUGGAAAAUUAAUUAGCAAGUUUGAAAAUGUUCUAAGAAAAUUGUUAAAUAUUAGAAUAGAAAAUUAUUAGUUUGACAAAUGAGAAUUAAAGAUUGAAUGAAUAAUUGAGAUUAAGAAAUGGAGAAAUUGAAGAUUAUAGAACUUAAAUUUCAAGAUAUGAAAAUAAGAUUUAAAUUAGUAAUCAAGAAUUGGAAAGAGUUAAUUAAUAAUUAAGAAAAGCAUUUUCAGAAUCAGAUGAAUUAAGAAAGGACAAAGAGAGAUUAGAAUCUUAGUUUACUUUACUUUAAAGAUAAUAUGAUGAAUUAAAAUAAAAAUAUAAUUCUUUAGAGUUAUAUAAAACUAAAUAUAUUGAAUUAGAGAAUAGGUGUGCUAUGUUAUCAACAGAAAUUGAAAGAUUAAAUUAAUUGUUGAUGAACAGAUAAGAUGAAAUUGAUUAAUUGAAGAAGAAAUGUUUUUAAUUGGAAUAAUAGAUCAUUUAGUUAAAACAAUACGAAGAAAAUGUAUUAAAAUUAUAACUCUUUUUAGAUUAGAGUUUUGUCUAAUGAAAUCGAUAGAUUAUAAGGAAUAAUUGAUGUCAAUGAAGCUGAACUUAAACAAUGGAGACUCUAAUAUGCAGAUGGCGGAGCUUAAACCAGAAAGAUUUAAGAUCUCUUAUUCCAUUUUGUGGUAUUCUAUUUAUCUAAAUUUAGAUGUAAUCAGCAGAGAUUGAAAGUCUUAGAGCAAGAGUAUAAGAGAAAGAAAAAGAGGUUGAGGAGGUUAGAAGAAGCAGUUUGGCACCAUAUAGAAGAUGAG